This is a messenger RNA of Brassica napus (rape), 2350 nucleotides long. RefSeq names its product mitogen-activated protein kinase kinase kinase 20. Lineage: Eukaryota; Viridiplantae; Streptophyta; Magnoliopsida; Brassicales; Brassicaceae. Gene Ontology annotation, biological process: protein phosphorylation. Gene Ontology annotation, molecular function: ATP binding; protein kinase activity. The coding region runs from base 796 to 1773 and encodes 325 amino acids. The record is from RefSeq and is a predicted model, not a curated record. The transcript has a single exon.
UCAUGAUAUAAAACUGAGUUGGCAUAGUUUCAUUGUAACCAAAUAGUAGGCUUGAGAUUGUUCGGCCUAAACAUUAGGUUUUUAUGCGAUAAAUAAUUUUUUGAUCUAAAAUAUUUUUAAAAAUGAGAUCAGCUCAUCAGUAAACAAAUUAUGUAAUUAAAAAAAGUUUUUUAAAAAAUAUUUAAGGGCCAAAAAUAUUAAUUUGAUCAAGUAAUAUAAAUUUUAUUUUUCCAUACAAUAUUUCAUAAAUAAUUUUCAUAUAAAUUCACCAUGCGCCUUCCGCAGGUCUUAUCCUAGUUUUAAAAAUAAAGUAUUAAAAAUUAGGACACUUCAAUUAUUUGGAUGGACUGGUCAGCUCUAUAUCUCAGAAUAUACAUACUUGGCAAUUAUCAUGAAAUCCAUCGCCGUUUUUUCUUGUCGGCUCCCAUCGCCGUUACGUGGUUACUCAUUGUAUAAUCUGUGACCAAUUAGAUAUUAUGGUAAAAAAAAGUUUAGAUCAAUCAAAACAUUCAAAAUAUUCCAAGAAAUAAAACAAAAGGAAAGAGUUGACAAAAAAAAAGGAAAAGAAACAGCUAAAAAGGAAAUCAAACCUAUCCACAAAACAAAUUAAACAUAUCUUUUGCGAAAAAGGAAAUUAGUGAACAACUCAGUUAGCUUUCUGUUAUAAAUAAGAAAGAGCUCUGAAGCAACACAAUUCAUUCGAUAUCUUGUUUUGUUUCUCAAGUCAAACCAAAACACAACUCACAGAAAAGCUUGAAAGAGUUUGAAUUCCAAAACCCUAAUAAUUUACAAAGUAUGUCGAACAAGACGAUUAUCAGAGAAGACAACAACGAAGCUUUGCAUGUUGUUGUUGUUAACGAACCAUCUUCACUAGAGUUCGUCUCUUUUCUUGGCAAAGGUGGUUUCGGCUCCGUCGCUCUCAUGAGAGAUUCCAAAUACCAAUUAUACGCUGAGAAAUCAUCUCCAAUGGAUUUCAUCAAAAGUCUCGAGAAAGAGCAUAGGAUCAUGCUUCGUUUCCGCAACCAUCCACGCAUAGUCCAAACAACGAGCCCUAAUCUUCACAUAGGGUUCAAUCGCAACCGUUGCUACAUCAACAUGGAGUUCGCCUCCAAAGGUACUCUCCACAACGUCAUCUCCCAGCAGUUCCGUGGUAGACCCAUGCCGGAGUUCAUGGUCGGACGUGCGGCUCUUAUGAUCUUACAAGGACUUGAAGCGCUUCACUCCCGAGGCUACGUUCACUGUGAUCUCAAGCCCGCCAACGUUCUCCUCUUCCCUUCCAAGACCUUCGGAGAGCCGUGGGAUCUCAAGCUUGCUGAUUUUGGUUUAUCCAAGGAACCGGGUUCGGAUUCGAGGUCUUCUUUGUCUGGUGGUACGCCGCAGUACAUGCCCCCUGAGUCUUUGGGACCCAGCGGAGUGAAGAUGGUGGGACCUGCCGUUGAUAUGUGGUCUCUAGGGUGUGUUGUAGUUGAGAUGUUUGGUGGCUGGCCUGAGAAGAGGCGAGGUUGCUACGCGUGGAGGCUUCCCGGACUUGUGUCUCCCGUGGCUAAUGACUUCUUGAGAAGGUGCAUGGCGUCGCAGCCCUCACGCAGGUCCACCGCAGCUGAUCUGUUGAAACAUCCUUUUGUUGCGCUGCAAAGAAGACCCAUGAUGAUGACGAUGGCUCCACCACGGCCAGAUCAGAUGCUUCAGUAUUGUCCUCCGGUUAGAAGACAAAUAGGACCAGUGAUGAUGAUGAUGAUGGCUCCACCAAGACCUGGAGAUUUGAUCUGCUGAGAUCAAUCGAAAGUAGGAAAAAGAGAGGAGUUUGCGAUCAAAGGCAGCUAUUAAGGUUUCCGGUGUUAAAGAGUCGUGUAUAGGUUUCAGUUGAGUCCGUGUCUUAAUUUCGGUUGGUCAUGUUUUGGUACUUGCGUGCUAAGUUUCAGACUUUCGUUUUUUUAGGUUGACGGUCUGAUAUUAUUUGUAAAUGCAUCUUACGUCUUUUAAAUCAGAGAUUAUUCAAAGUGUUUGAUUCUUUGAUAUCUUCUAGUAUUGCACUACUCAAACAAAAAUAUCGUCACACUUUCAACAAGAUGUAACUCAGAACUAGUAAAGUUUGUGUGUGAUUUUUACAAGAGCAAGCAAGCAUCAUUCUUACAUUAUUUUAGAGAUAACAACAACGCAACACAUUAGAAAAGGAAAAAAACAAUAGGUUUUGAGAUAUACAGCUGCUUCAACUUAGAAAACGUAUAGUGUUCAAAGAUUGAAUCUUCAGAGCUUGCUCCAUCUCUCUCUCUCUCUUUGACAGAGUGCUAUCACAGUUGCAAAUCUUUUUGUUCGUGUUAGUUUAUUUAAUACACGUGCACUAUAUUAG